AUGCCAUCGUCGAAGUACAUGGCGCACGCCAGCCAAUUCUCCCAAAGCAUGUCACAAUCAUACCCAAGUGCGUCACAAGGCUCUCAGCGACAGGUUACUCAAGGGACAGCGCAACCGUCGGUCUCUCUUCAAAAGUACUCGUCGCAGCCCCUGCUGCGCGUGAAAAAUGGACAGGAGAAGAGUUUUUCCAACUUGACGAAUUCUCUUCAAAGAUUGAUGCCGCCUUGCAACUGCAGUGAGGAAACGAAACAUAGGGUCGAGAGUCUGUGCAACCGAAUUGUGGGAAUCGCAGAGGACAUUUCUCAGAUGAAGGCCGACUUGGGACACUUGAAAGACCACUCACGUGAAGAUCAAGACGGCCGAUUUCGACAGCUCAUCAUUCAGACGGAAUUCGAAGGCAAGGAGCUGAAUAUUACACCAAUGUUUGAUAAGCGAGAACAUCAACAGCGCCAUGCCAAUGGCCAUGGUCAAUUCAAAAAGAGACACGAAGGGAAGAUGACUGAUUUCAUGCAGGUGACCAAGAACCAGAACCAUGAGUUAAUGCAAUUAAGCCCAAUCUGUCUGAGCAAUCCGCAAAACGAGACUACCGGAGAGAUGUGGCCAAUGUCAUUACAGAAUGAUCAAAACUGGAAAGCAAGUCAGGGUGACCUAAUGAGUAUGAUGCCGAGCCCACCAGCACUCGAGGAUUCACUUCCUGUGGCACAAUCGAGCAAGAAGAGAGCUUCAACUGCAAAGAGGAAACGGCCAACUAAGGGGAAGCAGCAAAAAAUUGACGAAUACACCUCGUUCCACCUUCCUGCUGAUACCAACUUUCCCAACAGCCUUAUUGAAUCUGGUGCAGCAGAUGUGGAUGCCUCGUUCUGCACCAAAGAAGAUGAGGAUGCUGUGAAGAAGAUGGUGCUGAGGGCAAGGAAGAAAAGAAAGAGCGUCGCUGACGCGAUACCAGAGCAACGUCGCUGCAAUCGCCUGGCGACUACGCUGUGCGAAACGGCGAUGGCUGUGCGACGCGAUGGGGCUGCUUGCGACCAGCGGAAGGCAAUUCUCGCUCCGCGCGGUCCCCAGAGCAGCGGACUCAAGCUGCGUGAGUCCUUGCAGCUGGGAGGCGAGGAUGCAGAGAAGUCUGCAGGGCGGGCCUGGAAUGGAGCAGUGGCGGCUCGGCGAAGCUACCUCCCUCCGCUCUUUCCGCCGCGUUCGGCGGCAGACAGGCUCCCCCCAGCCAUGGCGGCGUCUUUCCUGGCGUCCGCGCUCUUCCUCCUCUCCUCGCUCAUCUCCGCCAUCCUCUUCUCCCCGCACUCUCCCCCCCUCCUCCUCGCGCUCCCGGGGGAGGUGCGCCGGAUCUUCCUCCCCGCGCUCGUCCCGUCCGCAAUCGCCCGCGCGGGCGCCAGUGGCGGAUGGGCUGGGGGGAGGCACCGCCUGGGUCUGCCGUCCUUCAUCAUUGCAGCGGAUGGCGCAGCCCAUCCGUCCCUGCGCAUGGUUCCACCUGCCCAGUCCGACCUCCCUUCCGAGGCUCUACUGGGGGAGGCUGUAUCUGGGGCCGCACAUGGCACUUUAUUCGAAAAGGGAGAGGGUUCCACCAGGCGCCCACUUCCCCCCUCUCCUGAUGCAAGCCUGGCGGAUGCUGGCGUGGGGGGGCUUGGCGAGGGGGGGCGCGGAGUAGGGGUUGUUCUUCCUGCCGUUGAUGUGAGCGCAGUGGAGAGGGCAGUAGAGGAGGCAGUUUCAGAAGCGUUUUCCCGUGCUCAGUAUCUACUCGCCUCUCUUGAUUCCGUGCGCCGGGCAGGUCGGGCAGCGCAGAAAGCCUUUUCUGACCGGAGCUUCGUUGCUCUUGUGGAGGAGGAAAUGGUUUUGCAUUUUGGAGGGGAGGGGGUUGAGAAGGGUGGGGAGGGGGGCGAAAAGAGUGGUGAGAAGGGGUUGAGGGGCGUUGAUGUGGGUGUGGGGGGGAGAGUGGGGGAGGAGGCAAGGCGGAGGGCGGAGGCUGUGGUAAGAACAGUGGUGGUGAUGAUGGGUGAGAGGGGGGAGGAGGGCGUGGAAAGUGCCGGGAUGGGUGCAGAAUGGGAGGAAGAGGAAGGAGAGGAGGGAGUGGAGGGAGAGGAGCAGGGAGGGGAGGAGGGAAGGGAGGGAGCCAGUGGUGUUGCUACUGCUAGGCGCUUCAGGUUGGCAGAGAGGCUCAAGGGAUUGGGAGAUGUGGCACGAGACAAGGUGUGGGAUAUGGCAGAUACUUUCCUCUCUCGCUUGCGGGCGGCCGGGCAGAAAGUGGUCAGCGCGGAAGAGUUUCUUGCUGCCCGGGCGAGGUACGCUGCUGCCCGGGUGCGAGAUGCUGGCAAGCGGGUUUUGGAUCGUGUGGUGGAGAGCGGCCGGGCAGCCAGGGAAGAUGCGGAGGCUGCCCGAGAUGCUGUUAUUGCGACCGGUCGGGCAGCAAAAGAAACGGUUGAGGCAGCUUGGGAAAAAGCCCAUGGGGCUGGGCAAGCUGCUGUGGACACAACAGUGGGAUUUUGUUCCCGGGCAGCUGUAUUCGGGCAGGACGCAGUUGAUAGGUGCAGGCAGGCGGGGCAAACUGUGUGGGAGGGCGGGAAAAAAACAGUUGGGGCAGUGGAAGGGGGAGUGAAGGGCGCAGUGAAGGGAGUGAGGGAGGUGGUGGAGGGGGUUGAAGAGGCAGUAGAGGAUGUGAGUGAGAGAGUGAAGGGGGUGGGGAGGUGUGUGGUGGAGGAGGGGUUUCAUCCUCAUACUCACGAGCAUGGGUAUCAGCAUGGGCAUGGGCAUGGGCAUGAAGAGGCAGGGGUGCCACCCUCCCCUGCAGCACCCACGGCCUUCCUCGGUCCUGUGUAUGAUGUGGCUACAGAGGCUGUGAGGAUGGAGCAUGGGGGGGAGGGGGAGAGGGGGGGAGAGGGGGUGGGGGAAGGUGUGGUUGGGCAGGUUGGGAGGGCGUGGGAUGCUGCGAAGGGUCGUGUGGAGGAAGGUGCGGAGAAGCUACGGGGUGAGGUGAAGGAAGGUGCUGAGAAGUUGCAGGAGGUGAAGGAAUGCGCUGAGAAAUUGCCGGAAAGGGUGAAGGAAGGUGCUGAGGUAGCAUGGGAGGAGGCGAGGGAGAGAGGCAGCAGGAUAGGAGAGAAAGUGAAGGAAGGUGCGGAGAAGGUGUGGGAAGAGGCGAGGGAAGAGGGCAGCAGGGUGGGUGGGAAGCUGAGGGAGAAAGCUGGGGAGGGAUGGGAGGCAGUGGAGGGGCUUGGGGAGAAGAUGAGGGAGGGAAUGAGGAGGGAGGGAGGAGGCGAGGAGGAGGAAGAUGAGAUGGGGGAUGGGGUGUGGAUGGAAUUGCAAGGAGUGCGGUUCUUCCAGCCUGUACGGGAUGCAAUGCGUCCUAAGAAGGCAGGCGGCAAAGAGACAGCAACAGGGGCAGCAGAGGAGGCAGAAGGGGCCGAAGGUGCAGAGGCAGCAGAGAAGCGGGAGCAGGUGCAGCAGUUGGAGCAGUGGGAGAGGGUGACCCCGCCCUUCCCCGCGAGUGCUCUCAUGUCCUGCCUGCCCCUCUGGUUUCAACGCCUUGUGCUGCCCAUCCCCCUCCUCUCCCACCCUCCUCCCUCCCCGCCUCCCCUCCUCUCCUCGUCCCCGCUCUCAUCCGCACAGCCCACCUCGCUGCUUUCUCUCUUGCGUACACACUCACUCUCGUCCUCACCUUCCUCCCCGUCGGGCAGCUCCGAAAUGUUUUCUCUGCCCGUGAUCCUGCCGAGUUGGGCUCGAUGGUGGAGAGGGCGAUUCUGA
This is a messenger RNA of Closterium sp. Yama58-4, 3744 nucleotides long. Lineage: Eukaryota; Viridiplantae; Streptophyta; Zygnematophyceae; Desmidiales; Closteriaceae. The record is from the annotation of a GenBank genome assembly.